This is a messenger RNA of Halteromyces radiatus, 2768 nucleotides long. RefSeq lists its product as uncharacterized. Gene Ontology annotation, molecular function: protein binding. NCBI's taxonomy places the organism in Eukaryota, Fungi, Mucoromycota, Mucoromycetes, Mucorales, Cunninghamellaceae. The record is from RefSeq and is a predicted model, not a curated record. The transcript has 3 exons. The coding region runs from base 90 to 2669 and encodes 859 amino acids.
UUUUUCUUCUCUCUUUCUUUCUCCAAUCUAUAUUCACAUAUUCCGUUUCUUUUUUUUUCUACUCUGAAAAUUGAUACUAUUAUAUUCUAAUGGUCGCAUCACCAUCUACGGAACCACUGGUCGAUUUCGAUCUCUAUGAUAAACAAGAAACAAUAGAUAGAUUUGAAGCCAUCCUUCCAUAUUUCCGCCGCGAUCUAGCUACAACACACAACGUAGUCGUCAAGUGUACAGCGACUCAACUAGCUUCUUUUACUGCCUCAUUUCAGCAUUUCCAAUAUACUGUAGUUGGUAAUCCUAGUGUUAUUCAAGCUGCUCGAUUCUCUUCCAUCACUCACAAAAAACCAAAAGGUGGCUCACAAACGACAACCACUAACAAUACAAGUAAUGAUAUUAACUCAAGACCAACUUGGCCACCUUGUCUUCCUCCUUCCAUGUUUCAAGUAGAUCAACUUCAGCCUGCCUCACCUCUUUAUAUCAUUCUCAAAACAGCAUUUGCACACCAACCUGACUUUGACCUUUGGGAUUUUGAUUCACACAAGAAAAGAAAUGAGUACUUGGAACUUACUCAUCUCAUGUUUCAACAAUUGCAAGAAGCCGGUUUCUAUAGUCCUCCUAAAAUUUUUUUGAUAGGCUUGACUGACGAAAAGGAACAAGAUAUUAUAUCCAUGGUGAAUGAAUUGAAAGGUCAAAUGGUUACAGAUCGUUCCAAAGCAACGCACGUUGUAGUCUUUCACAAAAACGAUACAAAAGAUGACUCAAAAAGGAUUACUUCACGAAUGGUGCACAUAUUGGAAUCUAUAGACAAGCGUGUUUUAAUUCAUUGGUAUCGAUAUCCCGACUCUUACAAUGAAUGGGUGGAUGAAAGGAAAAUCAAGGAUAACAAACGAUUUGAAGAAACAUCACCGGAACAACAAGAACAACCUAUUUAUGUACAAUCAAGCUGGUUGACUGAUAGUUACAAAUUCAAUACUUGGAUGAACCCUAUGGAUUACGCGUGCUCGACAUCUGUGAUAGCUGGACUAAAACGAAGUUUGGAUACAACUGGUGACAAUAUUAGUGGUGAUGAUUCUAUUGACGAUAUCAACAAACGAUUUAGAAGAAACAAUACUGACUUACAGGAUCAAGCGCGACGAUAUUUACCGACACAAACAUACGAAGUGAUUAUUCCAUCUUAUGCAGCGUGGUUUGAAAUUGACAAUAUUCACAAGAUUGAAAGACGAUCAUUACCUGAAUUUUUCAACGGUGCCAAUCAAACGAAAUCUCCUACUGUAUACAUGAAUAUUAGGAACUUUAUGAUCAAUACUUAUCGACUCAAUCCUUUGGAAUACUUGACAGUGACUGCUUGCCGACGCAAUCUACCUGGUGAUGUUUGUACUGUAAUACGUGUUCAUGGAUUCCUGGAAAAAUGGGGUUUGAUCAAUUAUCAGAUUGAUCCUACAUUGAAAAUGUCAAACAUUGGUCCUCCUUUUACUGGAAACUUCAAGGUGGUAGUAGAUAUGCCUGAAUCACUACGCUCGUCGUCCUUACCUUCAUUUAUACCCAAGGAUAACAACAAAGUGACUUCAACGAAUGAACCCAAGGAUACAUCAACCAAUGGAAAAGCAUUGAAUGUGAAUAGAGAGCAACAGGCUACUGAGGAGGGACAAAGUAUACCAAAGCUGGAUAAAAUCAAUCUCAACUUGGAAUUACGACAAUCUGUUUAUCGAUCACCAACGCCAUUGCGAACAUUGAAGAAACAUUCUAAUAAUAAGGAUCAGGCAACAGGACAAUCGCCAGCAUUAUCAUCAAAAUUAGAUUCUAUGGAUGAUGAGGAUGGGAAUAAAGACGAUAAAAAUGCUACUAUUGACAAUAAUACGACUGAUAUACCAUCUUUGACGGAUCAACAAAAAGUGCUACUACUGGAAGGGUUGGAAAUGUUUGCUCAUGAUUGGUCUGCCGUUGCCAAGCAUGUUGGAAUCUCUCGAGAACAAUGUAUCCUACACUAUUUAGAGUUACCAUUGGAGGAUCCCUUUGUUGAUUUGGAUGUUUUGCGACUUGGACUUGCUCAUUUUGAUGAAAAACACCGGAAACAGAGAUGUGACAACAAUAAUCCACUCGCAUCUGUCUUGGCGUUCUUGGAAGCAAAUGCUGAUCCUGAUACGGUGAAUUCAAUAGUGGCAAACAAUUCCAAGCAAACAACAAAGGAUAUCAGCAAUAGAACGGUAGCAAAUGGUGAUGAUGACAAUAUGGAUAUCAACAAACAACAACAACAACAACAAAAAUCUUUAGCUCAAGAUCUGAUUCGAAGCAAAUUGAAAUUAUUCAAGCAGAAACUUCGGCAAUAUCUGAAGCAGGAGUCACUAGUGGAACAAGAACGACAGUCAUUGGAAGAAGAACGACGACAAUUGGUUUUAGAUCAAUGUGAAUUGCGAAAUAAGGCGGACCUGAUCUAUCAAGAGAUAAGUAACACUCGAGGAUCUAUGGAUGGACAACUGAUUAAGGACUCUGAUAAUGAAAACAAGAGAAACUAUGAAGGAUCAAAUGGUAGAAUAACAUCAGCAUCUAUACAGCAACCACAUCAACAAACCAAUCAGCCAUUGUCUAAUUUACGACCAAUAGCACCUCCUCCACCUUCUACAUCCUCAUCAAAACAUAUCUCUGCCACUAUCUCCUCGACCUCUCCGUCAUGAUUGGAUUGCUACUACUACUACUACUACUAUUACUACAACUACUAGUUCAGUUAGAUUAGCAUCUAUCACUUUCUUUAUAGAAAUAGUUCUUGUAUUCCA